Exserohilum turcica Et28A is the source of this 1084-nucleotide messenger RNA. RefSeq lists its product as uncharacterized. Gene Ontology annotation, biological process: allantoin catabolic process. The transcript is spliced from 2 exons. The record is from RefSeq and is a predicted model, not a curated record. The coding region runs from base 20 to 1051 and encodes 343 amino acids. Gene Ontology annotation, molecular function: allantoicase activity. Lineage: Eukaryota; Fungi; Ascomycota; Dothideomycetes; Pleosporales; Pleosporaceae.
AUACUUCAACAUUUGCACCAUGGCCCGCUUCAUUCCAAGUGACGAAAUUGACGCAACAUUCAAGUCCAAGUACACAGACUUGAUAUCCGCACCUCUGGGUUCAAAAGUACUAUCCUGUAGUGAUGAGUGGUUCGCUGCUGCGGAAAACCUGAUUACCCCCACUCCACCCAUCCGUAAAAUCGGUGUGUUUACACACGCCGGGGCCUGGUACGAUGGAUGGGAGACGCGCCGCCACAACACCGAGCCUGCAGACUGGGUUGUCUUGAGGCUGGGAACUGCGAGCGGAAAAGUGGCCGGUGUUGAGAUUGACACUGCCUUUUUCAACGGCAACCAUGCUCCAGAAAUCGUCGUCGAAGGCGCUUUCAUCAGCAACGAGAAAGAUGAAGAGGAGGUGAAGAAGCCGAGUUUUACAGGCUGGGAGACGAUACUAUCCAAGCAGGAAUGUGGGCCCAGUCAGCGACAUGGUUGGAUGCUGCCCAACAUCACUGACAAAGCCUACACGCAUGUCAGAUUGCUCAUGUACCCCGACGGUGGUAUUGCGCGUUUCCGUCUCUACGGUGUCGCUGUUCCCGUCUUCCCAGAGUCUGCAGAUGCAGUGAUUGAACUCUCUGCCACUGUCAUGGGUGGUGUUGCAACAUCUUGCUCCGACCAGCACUUUGGCACAAAAGACAACCUCCUCCUACCUGGUCGCGGAAAAGACAUGGGCGAUGGUUGGGAGACAAAGCGCACUCGCGGUGAGCAUGUCGACUGGACAAUUGUCCGACUUGGAGCAAAGGGCGAGAUUGAUCGUAUUGUCGUCGACACUGCACACUUUAGGGGCAACUUCCCACAAAAAGUGCAGGUCUUUGCGGGUGCUUUUGACAAAGACCCGAGUCAUGACGAUGCAGGGUGGGUCGAGGUACUCGAACCGCAGAAAUCAGGUCCAGACACAGAACACGUGUACAAGGCUGAGUUGAAGGAAGUAUCAGGCAAAGGGUACACGCAUGCAAAGCUGGUCAUUAUUCCUGAUGGUGGAGUAAAGAGGUUUAGGGUCUUUGGAAAGCGAGUCUAGAUCUGCAGAUGAUUAAUACACAUUACACCUCCA